Messenger RNA from Salvelinus namaycush (lake trout), 4712 nucleotides. Its product is annotated as FK506-binding protein 15-like. Bases 607 to 4155 code for a protein of 1182 amino acids. The transcript has 28 exons. The record is from RefSeq and is a predicted model, not a curated record. Gene Ontology annotation, cellular component: growth cone. NCBI's taxonomy places the organism in Eukaryota, Metazoa, Chordata, Actinopteri, Salmoniformes, Salmonidae. Gene Ontology annotation, molecular function: peptidyl-prolyl cis-trans isomerase activity.
AAAACAUAAUUACAUAAUGCUCAAUUUGUUGAAUUGUGUUGGACAACUGGUAGGUAGAGUGAGAAGACAACCUUCCAUUGGUAAAGUUAGCAACGGUGAAAUCAGAUAGACAACGCUAGUUAGCUACGCUACCAGUAUAAUCGACUAGCUAACCUUGUUACUAACAAGUUACACGUUUCUUAUAAACGAUUUUCUACGCCGAAAAACCUCUACAUUGUAGCCAACGUAUGAGACGUCAUUAUCUUCUAUAACUGGUGUUGGAAGGGUGGCUCCCUUCACGUCUUUUUACUCGAUAUCUUAGCGCAAACAUGUUGAAUUGCUUUGUUUACCUUUUGAAUUAGACGGCAUUUACCCCUAAUGAUCCCAGAGUGCAACGCGUUAUUUACAUUAUGUCGUAAACGGGAAAUAAGGCCAUUACCCCGGAGCAGAACAAUUCACAGUACCAUGGAUCAGGUGAUAUGUCAGCUGAUGAUCAGAAGAAACAGGAAGACAGAUUAGUGGGUGUCCUAGCGUUGUUAUUUCUCAAUAAGUAUUAUAUUUAUCAACCCAAAACAAAUCAUAAUAUUUGAGAAGUAUUAUUGCUACACGAAAGAAAAUACAUUCAAAAUGUUUGCCGCUGACGACGAGGAUGGAGAUUUUCUGUCGCCUACUGGAGGGGCAAAGCUGGCAUCACUUUUUGGAAUGGACCAAGCACCUAGUCAGGGGAAUGAAUCCUUCCAAUAUACAGCCCCUAAACAGCCUAGGAAGACCCUGAAUCCAGGACCUCCUGCCCAGAAACCCACUGGCCCUCCUGGUGCUCCUGCAGUAUUAUUGGCUACAGCUAUCCAUGCUUUCAAAUAUCUUAAUGGACAGUAUCAGAAACAAGGAAAGCUUGGAGCUGCAGUCCUGGGAAACCACACAACCAAAGAGUACAAACUCUUGCUGUACGCCAGUCAACAGAAACAAGUGACUGCGGCCACGAUUCAUGUUGGGUUCGCCUUUACGGUUCAGCCCAGCAACUACUGCACUUUUUAUGACGACCAGCGUCAGAACUGGUCCCUGAUGUUUGACACAGACAAAGCUGCCGUGGACUUUUGUAAACAGGUGUGUUUGGCAAAAGUGAACAGCGCCCCCGCCUUAGAUAUGGUGGUGGUGCAGGACCUGACACUAGGGGAGGGGCAGGGGGUUGAGAAUGGAGACUCCCUGGAGGUGGCAUACACAGGAUGGCUCCUGCAGAACCAUGCCAUCGGACAGGUGUUUGACUCCAACCUGAACAAAGACAAGCUACUACGACUGAAACUUGGCGCUGGAAAAGUGAUGAAGGGCUGGGAGGAGGGCAUGCUGGGUAUGAGGAAGUCAGGCCGGCGUCUCAUGGUGAUACCCCCCAGUCUGGGAGACGGCUCCCAAGGAGUGGCCAACUGCGUCCCAGCAGACUGCACACUUAUCUUUGAGGCAGAGCUACGACGGUUGAAGUUGGCGAAGGACAGUGUGUCUGACCGUGCCAGUGCUGGGUCUCGGGACUCUGCUGCCUCCUCACCUGCCCCCAGUAUGGAGAACCUGGGCCCGGACCUACCAGCAGGGCCCGCUCAGCCCCCUUCUACAAGCCCCGGGAGACCAGGGGAACCACUACUUCGGGCAAAGUCGAAUUCAAUCAGUGAACAGUUGACAAAUCCAGAUGCCACCAAAGCCAAGCUGAUCUCUCGCAUGGCCAAGAUGGGCCAGCCUAUGUUGCCCUUCAUGGCAGGGCCCUCCUCCCAGCCAGACUCCAGUGACUCUGAGAUGGAGGACCCCAGUGUGUCCAGAGUGAAGGAGCGUCCUGCUGCUCCCUCUCCUGUGCAGAUCUCCCCUGCCCCCCAAGCUCCAGUGCAAGUGCUUUCCUACCCUCAUGGGGCACCGCCCUCUGCCUUGAUGCCUGUCGCUAUGACAACUGCUGCUCCGCAGCCUGUGAUGCCAGGCUCCGCCCAUGCCUUUCAGCCUUAUGCCUACCCACAGUCCUCUAUGGCUCCCUCUCAACUUCAACAAAUGGGCCAGAUUUACCCCACCCAGACAGUGCCAUACAUGGGAGGCACUGGAGAGGUCACUUCCUUCCUCAUGACUGAAGCUCGGCAGCACAACACUGAGAUCCGAUUGGCUGUCGGCAAAGUGGCCGAUAAAGUGGACCAGUUGGCGUCAAAGGUUGACGACCUUCAGAGGCAAGGAGGCCACUCAUUGGCUAUGCCCAGUGUCAAUAUGGAAACAUCCAUGAUUAUGCACAACAUCCAAAGAAUCAUUCAGGAAAAUGAAUCUUUAAAGAAGGAUGUCUAUGAGAAGAGCUCACGUGUAGAGGAGCAGAACCACAAGAUUGGGGAGCUCAUCAACCAGAACCAGAGAUACAUGGAGCAGAGUAACCUGCUGAUGGAGCAGAGGAAUGAUUCCCUGAAGUCCUCCAGUGAACACAACCAGGUCCGGGUGCUGCAGGCUGAGCAGGAUAAGGUGCGUCUGACAGAGGAGCUGGCCACGUGUACAGCGCGGGUGUCCCAGCUGCAGCAGGAGGCCACGUCUCACCAGCAGAGGGCUGCAGAGUUGCAGAGCAAACUGACCUCUGCCCUGCAGGACAGUGACACACACUGCACACGCAUCUCCUCCUUAGAGACCCAACUGGAAGAGCUAAAGGAGACGUCAGAGCGAGGCCAGGCCCAGUACCGUACAGAGAAGCAGAAACGCAAAGGGAUGGAGCUCAGAGUAAACAACAUGGAGGAGGAGUUGCAGGACCUGAAGACUGACAAAGAAAGUCUGGAACGAACGCUGUCAGACAGGAAGAGGAAGUGGCAGGCGGAGAGACAGCGGUGUGAUGAGGAGAUGGAGGAGCUGAGGAGGAGCAGCCAGCAGGACAUGGACAGUCUAAAGACACAGCUCCGCAAGGCCAGGACCAGCACUGGCCAGGCAGCCUCAGAACAGCUAGCCCAGCUGCAAGCGGAGCUGGAGGAGGAGUGGAAGGGGAAGUGUGAGCAGGCGCUGGCCUCAGCCAAGGAGCAGCAGGGGCGUCAGAUGGCCGAACUGGCAGAGCAAAGGGACACACUGGAGCAGAGACUGACCCAGCUACAGGAAAAGUUCUCAGCUCUGAAGCAGUCCAGGGACUCAGAGGAGCAGUGCAUGCUACAGCAGCAGGUACAGGACGAGAAGCUGCAGGUCCUACAAGAAAAGUAUUCAGGCCUGGAGGAGCAGUCAUCAGCUAUGAAACAGAAGCUUGAGGGGCGAGUGGCUGAGCUGGAAAGGAGGCUGGCAGAGCAAAGGGGCCAAGAGGACACUGCAGGGGAGGUGAAGCGUGUGAUGAACGGAGUGUUCCACUCUCUGAGAGGGGAGUUUGACCUACAUGAGACCUACACAGGCAGCGCUGUGCUCAGUAUAAUCGUCAACACCAUAAAGAGUGUUACGUUGCAACUGCUCAACGUUACUGAGAGACCUUCGUCCCAUCGGAGUGAAAAGGAAGAGGUGGUGGAGAUCAGUGAUGUGAAGCGUAGAGAGGAGAGACCACCACAGGAUGUCCAUGUGAAUGGGGAGGAAGAGGAGGAGCAGAGGACAGAGUCAGAGCAGCCUAGUGAGGCCGUUGGGCAGAGGGAGGGAGACCCCAGAGAUGUGCAGGAGAGGGCUCGUCUGGAGGCAGUACCAAAGACCGAGAAGCCGACUAAGGUGGAGCUAGCGUCAGACAUCCACACAAAACCAGAGCACCAAUCACACUCAACCCAGCCACGACCAACAUCUCCCGAGCCACUGGGAGAGAACACCACCGAGGCUUCGGAACCCACUGACAUAAACCCUGAGGAGAAUCGGCCCUCUGAGAUGGGACAGGAAAGUCAGUCAGAAGGUGACGUAAUUACCCCAGAGGUGAAAAAAGUGAGUGUCACUAUUGAGGGUUCCAUGGGUGAACUGGAAAUAACUAGCCCCAAAGCCACAGGUCCUCCAACCCAGCCCCCACCUCCACCAAGCCCUCUGCAUGACAGUCCUGGGAAAGUAAGUCUGACUGAGGGAGUAGGAGAGGAAAAUGGAAAGGAGACAUUUUUCCAGAGCACAGCCCCAACCAAACCCCCACCACCACCCACUGAGGAGGAGGAGGAUGAGCUGAGCUUGAAGGGGCGACCUCCCCCAGCCCCUCUGUUUGGCGAUGAAGAGGAUGAAGAUCUUGACUGGCUGGGCUGAGCUGAGCAACAACUGAAGUGAUAAGUCUUAUGAGUCUUGAAGGCCAUCCUCUAGAGAGAUGAUUUCCACUGUCCUAGAAGAGACUAUACCUGGAUGAACAUGUAGUGAACUCAGUCUGUCUGAGAUAAGGCAACUCUGAACAAUGUGAGUGAGAAGGACGUCCUGUCAGACUGCCCUGAACACUGCGGUUAAAGAUCUGUGUGCCAUGUUGAGAUCUGUAGGGCUGACCUGAUUGCUGUUGCCUGAAAGCCACCUUUGAUCAAUUAAGUCUGAUGAAAUCCACCAGAAAUACACCCCCCCCCAUGCAAUCAAAGUCAAUCCAUCUGUUAGCCCUGUAAUUUGUUGCUUACAUUGGGUCUUUGAGACUAAAAUGAUGGUCUAGGGUAUUUUAACUACUGUAGCUUGGAUGUUCAUUUAUCUGAUUUGAUUUAAGAUGUCUGUUUGCUUGUUGUCAGGGUUACAAGGCUGUUGUGUAUUAAUAAUGAGGGCUUGAUGCUUCAAGAACAUCUAACUUUUAAAAAUGUUUGCUGAGAUUCAUUCCAGAAAAUAAAAAACAU